Molecule: messenger RNA, 1483 nt
Organism: Neltuma alba
Lineage: Eukaryota; Viridiplantae; Streptophyta; Magnoliopsida; Fabales; Fabaceae
Product: monoacylglycerol lipase ABHD6-like
Exons: 4
Coding region: 11-991 (326 amino acids)
Source: RefSeq, a predicted model, not a curated record
AAACCCCGUCAUGUUUUCUAAAUCUUCUAAAUGCUUCAGCUUCACCGUGUACAGAGAUUGGCUUUACCGUUAUUCAUUCACGAACGCCGGCCUCCGAUCGGUUAUAACCGACCUCGGUGAUGGGACCACCAUUCAUUGUUGGGUUCCCAAAUCCCUAAAACCGAACAAACCUUCGCUUAUUCUCAUCCAUGGAUUUGGGGCAAACGCAAUGUGGCAAUACGGUGAGUACCUUCGGCAUUUUGUCCCCCGUUUCAACGUCUUCGUGCCGGACCUCCUCUUCUUCGGCGAGUCAUCUACGUCGCGUCCCGAGCGGACGGAGUCGUUUCAGGCUCUAUGCGUGAAGAAGCUGAUGGAAGCACAUGGGGUGUGGAGGAUGAACGUGGUGGGGAUUAGUUAUGGUGGCUUUGUGGGGUACAGUGUGGCGGCGCAGUUCCCGGAGGCGGUGGAUAAAUUGGUGUUAUGUUGCUCUGGGGUAUGCUUGGAAGAACAGGAUAUGAAAAAUGGAUUAUUUAAGGUUUCGGAUUUGGAAGAGGCUACCAGCAUUUUGGUGCCACAGACGCCUGAGAAGCUCAGAGAACUGAUGCGGUUUUCGUUUGUGAGGCCUGCCAGAGGCGUGCCUUCUUGGUUCCUUACUGAUUUCAUUGAGGUGAUGUGUAUGAAACAUGUUGGAGAGAAGAAAGAACUCAUUGCAGCAAUACUCAAAGGUCGACACCUUUCCAACCUUCCCAAGAUCACCCAGUCUACAUUAAUUUUAUGGGGAGAUCAAGAUCAGGUGUUCCCUCUGGAAUUAGCCCUCAGAUUAAAGAGUCAUAUCGGAGAAACUGCUCAAAUGGCAGUUAUUAAGAAUGCAGGGCACGCUUUGAAUAUAGAGAAGCCUAAAGAAUUUGCCAAGCACUUAAAAGCAUUCCUUAUUGGACCACAGUCAUGUAACCACUCACCUUCUAUCAAAGAACAGAUUCAGAAGACAAUAUUUGACUUCCACAGGUCAUGACAGAACAUAUCCCAAAGCAUCCACAAGCUGGAACCACCUUUAUUUAUAGUGCUUUCUGCUUCAAAAGUGAGAGAAAUUCUGAAGUAUCGUGUAGAAACAGCGCCAAAAACGACAUGCGGGAUGCCGGGAUCCAUGUGCCAACUUGUUAUCUCUACACUAUAUGAUGCUUGAGAUUUUUUCCAAAAAAGAAUGUAUGGAAAGAUCAAUGCUUUCUUCAUGUGAUGGUAAGUGGAUCAAUCAGUACAUGCAACCAAGUCUGAUGCAGAGGAGCCUCUGUUUCUUUUUCACGAAAUUUCCAGAAACCUAUGUACAGUGACGAAUGGAAUGCCAGUUUAACGUACAUAUUACGUAUAAUACUGUUAUCUUUAAUUUGUUUUCACACUUGUUCUUACUGUGAUUAUGCUGUAUUGAGCUGGCAAGUUAUGUUCAAAGUUUCACAGGCAAUGAUUUUCAUCAUGGUUUUUCCUUUAAGCCAAUUUAGGUUCAAAUUCC